Messenger RNA from Dendroctonus ponderosae (mountain pine beetle), 736 nucleotides. RefSeq lists its product as uncharacterized. The transcript has 3 exons. The record is from RefSeq and is a predicted model, not a curated record. Lineage: Eukaryota; Metazoa; Arthropoda; Insecta; Coleoptera; Curculionidae. Bases 228 to 539 code for a protein of 103 amino acids.
GUGACGGACGUCAGUGAAAUUGGCAGAUAAACGUCAACAGGCGCUUUAAAUCAUUGAACACGCGACGUGGAUAAACUAAUAACAAAGUUGUUGAUAACGGUGGGGCGUGAAAUUGGAACUGUGCCACUAUUUGGGUGAAAAACAUCGCCGAAAACAGGCUGAAGCGGCGUGGUUCGGUACAAGUGAAUGAGCGCGCCGGUUAAACACACGUAGCAGCUGGUGAAACAAUGUGCGAAAACAUCAAGAUUCCCGACCCCGAAUGGAUCCUGGACAAGAAUGGGAACGGACACUUGAUUUGGAGACGGGACAUUGACGAACAAGACACCAACUCCAGGGUACGGUUCAAACAUGACGUGGAAGUGAAGGAGUUCCACCGGAAGUCCUACGAGCUGAUAGAACCGCCGUGGGUGCGCGAAGCCCAGCCAACCAACGUCAUGUCCAUGGGGGUGACCUGCCUGGUCUGCGUCACCGUCACCCUAAUCCUGCCCUGGUAUUUGAUGGGGGGCAGAAACCUUUUCCUGGCUCUAGCCAAUAACUAGCCCUGCACACAGAAUGGCGAAUGCGCAGUGCUAACGCAAGAAUGGUUGUGAUAGUUUUUAGGCGAAAUACGGGAUCAAUUAUCAGCGACUCAUUAGGCAUAGUGUUAAGAGCGUAACUAGCACCUGGUUUGUGCGUGCAACGCCUAUUUAAGUAGUAUUUAUUUGUAUGUUUUGUAAUAAACGCGUUCAAUAGAAAA